Messenger RNA from Paramuricea clavata, 3958 nucleotides. The record is from the annotation of a GenBank genome assembly. NCBI's taxonomy places the organism in Eukaryota, Metazoa, Cnidaria, Anthozoa, Malacalcyonacea, Plexauridae.
UCAUUUUUUGAAAGUAGAUUCCAGGUUCCGACCAGUUCCGACCGCAAAGAAAUUCAAUAUGGCGGCCAGGUAUGAUUUUGUAUUUAUUUUGUUUAAAGUUGACAUUUUAAUCUUCCCUUUUAUAGUCGUUAUAUUAAAAUAUUAGAACUAUACUGAAAUAUAUAUUCAACAACAAUUCUACGCUCUCAAAAUAUCCUAGAACUUUGGAACAAGUCACUGAAUCAGCAAAUGCCGCAGGGGUGUCAACAGAGACUGGUAUAGUUCAAGUGUUGAGGUUCUCAGACAAUCUCAUGAGUGAAGAAUAUAAAUUGUUAGAGUUGCCUUCUGGCGUAUUGGAUAGUUUUCAAAAUAAGGAAAGGUGAGAUAUUCAGGGUUCGAAUUGGACAAUUAGUUAAAAAAUGAUGUGCAACUUUUUUUUUAAUGUGGCUGUUUAUAAUUUUUAUAAAAUAGGUUCAUGAUUGUCUUAGCUACUCAUUCAAACAUGUACAAUGAAACUGCAAAAAAUUAAUACUUUUUAAAAUAUUUUAAUACUUUUUAAAUUUGUUUGCAAUCUUUGAUGCACAAACCUAUUAAAUUAACCUAUUAAACACUGUGACACAUACAGUAACGCACACAUCAGUCAUGUAUUUGUCUGUCUGUCUGUCAUGGUGGCUAAAAUUUGACACCUUCCAUGUCGCUAGUGUGCAUGCAAAAGCACCUUUUUAUAAAUUAUCUCCUAUUCCAAAAUUGGUCCCGAAGAAAAUUGGGGGCCCCCUCCCCCCUUGGUUGCUACGAAGCUGCAUGACGGGUUAAAUCAAAAUUGUUUCAAUUUCCAAGUGUUGUUAUCCGUGGGGAAUUACAAGAUGACGCUGUGCUGUGCACUGAAAAGGAAACAUUUGAUUUGAAGCUUGCUGACACAUCCAAUACAAUGUUACUCGCUCCAAAUACACUCCUGCCAGAAAUGCCAGGUAUAGUUAAUGUUAAAUACUACCCAGUAAGGGAAUGUGAUGUGACAUGCUACUUCCAAAACCAAUGCCCUUUCAGUGAAUAUUAUUGUCAAUAAUACUUCCUUUUUCAUUUCUUCUAGAAUUUAAAUCUUCAGAAAGUAUAAGAGAAAGUGAGGUCAGGACGAAUUCUGAAAGAAAAUGACACUGUGAUAAUCACAGAUGAACAGACAGUAGACAAACAGACAAAACAGUAGAAAUACUACCUACACCGGACCCCACUUUUGAAAAUUUGAAAUAUCAUUCAGGUAGUUCAGACAGGAACCACAGUAACUUAUUGUAGAAUACUAUCAACACUGGACCACCACGUUUGAGAUAUCUUUUUAAGGUAGUCCAGACACAAACUACGGCAGCUUAUUGUAGAAUACUACCUACACUCAGGGGCGUAGCUAGAGGCGGGAGGAAUUCAUCACAGAUUUGGCAAAUUAUGUCUGCUAGACUCGGCAAAUUGUUUUCGGAUUUGUCGAGAAAUUGGAAAAUGUUUUAGUGGCUCGGAAUAAAGCGGUUGUAGUGACUCUGCAAAAUUUGCCUUGCUAACUCUGAAGAAUUCACUUACACCCCCCUCCCCCAUUCAAAGAGGUCUAGCGAUGCCCCUGCCUACACUGGACCACCUGACCACGUUUGAGCACACAAACCACAGCAGCUUAUUGUAGAAUACUACCUACACUGGACCUCAUGUUUGAGAUUUUUUUUUUAGUAUAGCAUCUUAGCAUCUGAUGUUGUGUGUGUAUUAUUCAGAUAUGUGGCUGUGUAUCCGUCUAUUAUGAACUGCGACAGCGGCUACCAAAACUGCAAAAACUAAGAAAACUUUUAGAAGAAACUGCAUAUAGGGGAGAAACGUUUGAAAAACAAAUUAAAGAUGGUUUUGCCAGGGUAGGUAUUGCAGGAACAAAAAAACCAUAAUAAUUUGGCCGAUUAAUACUAGACUUGUCAGGAUGAAUCAUCUGUCAAAUAUUUGCAUAAGUUCAUAGUUUGUCUACCCAGGGGCUGUUCAUAUAGCUAUUUUAAAAUGAAGAUAUAUGAUUGUAAAAAUUUAAACCGUCCUAGUUUAGCGAUAGUUUAUUCCAUGUUUGAGACAUAGGCAGGGGCGUUGAAGUUUGAACAGGAAUAGUUGUCUGUAUGUGUUGUUUGAUUGUGUAAUUAUAGACAAACCUAAAUAAAUAAAUAUGAGCUGAUAAUCCUGAUAUAAUACCAGGAUAAAUCAGUAUCUUAAAUGUCAUUUUCGAUAUUUAUCAAAGCCGUUAUAAAAGCUUUAUUAAUUAAACAAAUCAUCCUGGUUAACUAGGCCAGCCUGUCACCAUAUGAACAGCCGUUCAGGUGAACAUAAUUUGUUCCCAGGACCUUUGGACCAUUGCCAGUAUUCUAGUUUGUCAGGGUGAUCCUGUCAGAUCCAGACAGAUGAAUAUAACGGUCCAGUUAAUCUGAUGUUUCAGUACACACUCGAAGAUCUACGGGAGAGAGUUCAAGCAAGUGAAAAAGAGCUAAGAGAAGGAUUAAAGAAAUUAGAAGCACUAGAAAUGAAUGGUGAGUUGAAAAAAGUAUGUAAGACCAAAAAAUACUUGAGUUUCCUAUUUCUUGUUGCAAAAGAUACGGUUUUCUUGCAAACUUCAGAUAGAAGAUGGGUCGGUGAUUUCAGAAGCUAGGUUGGUUAGGGAGACUGGAAACCUGGGUACUUUUUUUGCCUAACUUCAUUAUAAUUUCACCUCAGUUGCAUGCGAGAAGAGUUGAUUGUGAAGGUUUGCUUAAAAUCAAGACUCAAUAGUCAAUUUGCACUCUUGAACACUGUAGUGCUUGCAAAAAAUGUUGCUUUGUGUUUACUGUUGCUACUCGUAAGUUGAUUUGUUAUAGGUUACAUUUCAGCCUGAGUUAGUAGAUGCUCCAAAUACAGUAAAACUAAAAAAUAUAGCGUAGCGAAAUAGCGAAAUAGUUCGGUACAUUUUGUAAGCAGUAGCUGUAGUCAGUAGCGAACUACCUUUGUUCAAAAGUAGCAGUAGUUGUAGCUGACUACAUAUUUUUGAAGUAGCUGUAGUUAUAGCGAACUACAAAAAUUUUGUAGUCAACCCACCCUUGAUUUAUAUUCAGGUUACUGGCGAAUACUGGAAACGGAAUAUUGUGAAAAGGUCGUAGUUGCUAUACUUAACUUGAUGGAAGAAAAUUCCUGGAGUUACGACCGUGUUCCUAUGAAGGAGACGUGUGACGUAUUAGAGGAACUGGAACCUAGGUAAUUGGAGUCUUGUUACCGUUUGGUCUCGACUGUCGUGAUCUAACUUCCCUCUUGUGUGCUAUAUGCAAACUUAACCAAUCAAGAUGUUGUUCACACAAUGAGCCUUCCCAGACAAGGAAGAGGUUAUUUCGUUGUCCUCAGAGUGACAAAACGUAACAAAGCAACGGUUUUACUAACACUAACCCUAUUCCAAACACCAACUCUAACCUAACCUAACCUUACUCCAAGUUUGUUUCUAAACCAAUCUUGAAGAAAAAGUUUUGACGAAAUGUCAUUCUGAGGUCGGCGAAAUAACUUCUUCCCCAGACAAUGGGCCUUUCCAGACCCAAAUAUAUUUUAGUGCCUGCAAAAAAGUAUAUUUUAAGCUCACCCAUGUCAUGAUCCCAGGGCUCUAGCUUGCGUCAAACGUGGACGUUCUUGUUAUAUUUUUCGGGUAGUUUGAUCGUUCAAUCUUUCAAGUAUAUCGAUCCCUUGGUCACAGCCGUUAUUAGAGUAAUCAUUUUUGUUCGCAGGUUUGUUAUUUCGCACUGUCUUCAGUGCUACGGUGAAGCAGUUUCGAUGGAAACCGAACAAGGUCAGUGACGAGCCGUGUGCAGUUGUAGAUUCGAGUUUCUAACUGUGCUUAUCAACUUUGUCAAAUGUUCAUUGUUUUAUUUCUGCACAGAUAACGGAGAGACAUAUUACAAAUUAUCCGAAGCGAAAGUGUGUGUAUUUUUUGCGGAGUUUUUGUUGCGACCAGCAGGAAGGGUUA